Sordaria macrospora k-hell is the source of this 1989-nucleotide messenger RNA. NCBI's taxonomy places the organism in Eukaryota, Fungi, Ascomycota, Sordariomycetes, Sordariales, Sordariaceae. The record is from RefSeq and is a predicted model, not a curated record.
AUGGCGGCCCGAAAGCUUGCGCAAGAAGUCGACAAGUGCUUCAAGAAGGUCGCAGAAGGCGUGGCGGAGUUCGAGGCCAUUUACGAGAAGAUUGAGCAGUCCAACAACCCCGCCCAAAAGGACAAGCUCGAGGAUAACCUCAAACGAGAAAUAAAAAAGCUCCAAAGGCUCAGAGACCAGAUCAAGACAUGGGCGGCUAGUAACGACAUCAAGGACAAGGCUCCUUUACUCGAGCAUAGGCGCUUGAUAGAGACGCAAAUGGAAAAGUUCAAGGCCGUAGAAAAGGCCAUGAAGACCAAGGCGUAUUCCAAGGAGGGCCUGUCGGCUGCGGCCAAGCUGGACCCCAAAGAGCAAGCCAAGUUGGAGGCGGGCGAAUUCCUCAGCCAAAUGGUCGACGAGCUGGAACAACAGAUCGAGACCCUCGAGGCCGAGAGCGAAUCAAUACAGGCCACCAUGAAGAGGGGCAAGGGACAAGGCGCCAAGGCCGACCGGAUAAGCGAAAUCGAGCGCAUCAUCGAACGACACAAAUGGCACCAGGGGAAGCUGGAGCUGAUUCGACGAUCUUUGGAGAACGGCGGCGUCGAGACCGAGCAAGUGAACGACCUGGAAGAAAGUAUCCGAUACUACGUUACCGAUGGCAUGAACGAGGAUUUCAUGGACGACGAGGGCAUUUACGAUGAGCUGAAUUUGGAGGAAGAAGAGGAUGCCUACGGGAUGAAUGUCGACAACGACAAGGGAUCCUCACAGGAUGCCCAGUCGGUCCAGGACGAGCCCGAACCCGAGCCCAAGCCGGCGAGCGUGCCGGCGGCGAAACAGCGUACCCCAGCCGAAACCGUUGCAGCAUCAUCAACACGACGCUCUUCUGCGCAGUUGAAGUCGCCACUACCGACAUUGGCGACAGUCCACACCAACACGCUGACAAGCAUUAGCAAUACACCGGCAAGCAACGCACCUAUGAAGCCGGCAUCACUACCCACGAGGCCGGCCGAGGGUCUCAAGUAUGCCAGUGCGGCAGCCGCGGCAGCCGCGAGCGACAAGAGUGGUGUAGGAAUCGCGCCUCUACCCCCGCCGCCAACGGCCAACUCGUCGCUACCAGCAUCCCACGUGAAGACCAGCGCAGCAAACUCACCCAGCGUGGCAACGGUGCAGCCGGUUUCCCAGGAGAGGAUAGCAAACGCAGUACCCCCAGCUGCUGUUGCGUCGGUUUCGAAUACCCCGGCAACGAGCAAAGCAGAACCGGCCAAGAACGUGACUUCGCGUAACAAGGCACCGGCACCGGCACCAGCACCAGCACCAGCACCAGCUGCUGUAGCAACAACUUCCAAAGCAACACCCGAACCAGAACCCGUGGAAACUCAGCCGAAAGGUCGGAACAGUCCGCAUCCAUGCCAGACCUCGCCUACUAACGUGUGUACAGUGCCCCAAACGAACGGUACGAGCAAUGGCAUCAAGCCCAUCGAGGAAGCGGAAGAAGAUGAGUCGAUUUACCAUCUACCAGCGUCUUUGCAGGAUCUGGUCGAGUCAUACGAGGUUACCAAGAAGUGCCCAGCGCCUUUGGGUUCGCCUGCCACGCAGAGGAUGCACACGGCGGCAUUAGCGAACAAGCCGAAUUCCCUCGACACUGAGCUACCGCGACCUUACUACCCCGAUGUCAGGUACCACACGCACAACCAGUUCCCGCAGGAGCCCCUGGCCAUCUUUGAGGAUCCUCGACUCUACCAGCGGAUUGAUCCGGACACCCUCUUUUACGUCUUCUACUACAAACAGGGAACAUAUCAACAAUACCUUGCUGCCAAGGCCCUGAAAGAUCAAAGUUGGAGGUUUCACAAGCAGUACCAGACGUGGUUCCAGCGACACGAGGAGCCGAAAUCGAUCACGGAGGAAUUCGAACAAGGAACCUAUCGUUUCUUUGACUACGAGAGCACAUGGAUGAAUCGCAGGAAGGCCGACUUCAAGUUCACUUACAAGUUCCUUGAGGACGAAGUAUAA